Messenger RNA from Stylophora pistillata, 1692 nucleotides. RefSeq lists its product as uncharacterized. The record is from RefSeq and is a predicted model, not a curated record. Lineage: Eukaryota; Metazoa; Cnidaria; Anthozoa; Scleractinia; Pocilloporidae.
CGUCGUUAUCUCACAUGUCGUGCGUCCUCUGAAAUUGACCAGUUUAGCCGAUUAUCUACGAAUGGAUCAAAAUCACAUGGAGUGUCUUAGAAUUGAAAACAAAAAGCUUCGUGGUAAGCACAAUGAACUAGAGUCGGAUCUUAUUGAGGAGAAAGAAAUGGUGAAAUAUUUGCAUGGUGUGAUUAAGAAUUACCAACAGCUGUUAAAGUCACCAGAAACGACACGACAUCUUAAAACUGCUUCUCAAAAGAGCGUGCGUCGAUCUUCAAGUGCCCGUCGAGUAACUAGUGAGAAAGAUGUAGAAGAGUCUUUCCUGAAGAAUUUGAUCGAAAUGGGUAGUCUUCAUUCGGGAAAGGAGGUAAAACCAAAGGAACAAGGGUUCGUGCCAAAUGAUAAUUCACAAUCUAUGGUGCUAGACACUUCCGACUGUGAAGAUACAGACAGAAUCAAUGACAAUAGCCAUGUAACUGAUGAAACCUUGUUUGCUAUUGAUCAGCAACGCAAGAAAUCAGAAUCUAUUGCUCCUACAGACUCGCUUUCCUCGAAUUUUUUGGGUCAAAAGGCCCGUAAACCAAGAGGAAAUACCAUCUCGGACUUUAGAACACUUCCCCUUGGCAACCCGAGCGCGAAGUGUUUAAAGAGAGAGCAUAUUAUUCAAGAAAUGACCCAGAUGUUGGACUCCAUGAUGCAGAAAACAACUUUACUCGAGAAAGGUUUAAAACAGAAGGACAAACAUUUAACAAAAAUGGAACGGAGGUUCGAAUACUUGGAAAGCAUAGCACUUGGAGAAGAAUCAGAAUGUCUGUAACGAGCUUUUGCGUGACUCACUACAUGUGCUGAGGAAAUGAGGCACAUGAACGCCCCCGCGUUCAAGAAAGUACAGCCAAUAAGGAUAUAAUUUACUUAGCCGCCUACCGUGGCCAUGUGCACGAUUAACUGAUCCGCAGUUUACAUAAAACCUUUUCAUAUGAGGUAAUCAAACAGUCUAGCCUGGUUUCUAGUAUCUUUCCUUUCCACCCUUUGCUUGGCAAAGAAGUUACGUGUUCAUUUGAGACGAGGGGAAAGUCUACCGAGAUCUCAUAUUUGCGAUCAAAGUCCUUGUAACGUAUCUGUAAAGGUUUCAAGCGAAACUGAGCUGAACUCAGUUUACCAAGAGUAAACUUGAAAGGUGGCGUCACGUUCAUCGCAAUUACUGAGUUGAAAUUUCCCACAUAAGAAGUAGUUGGGCUGAAAUCUCAGUUCACCCAGGAAAUGAAACGGUUCCAAAUGAACAGCAGAUAUUUGUCUCGCCAACCAGGCCGAAACCUCCUUUGGGUUCUUAUAGUGAAGACUCAGAAAGGAGAGAGGAUAGCAAUCGAGAAGGCUCCGUUUUCUUGAACCUGACAGAAUGAGACAGAGGUACAAAAAAAUAUUUGAAUGCCGUGAUUGCUAGAAACUUCGAGACAAAGAACUAUUACGAAGGAGAUUAGGCAAAGCUGCAAUGCUUACAUGCGUAAAUGAACACAUUGAAAUAGUCGUGUACUUGAUAUGAUUGAAAUUUAUUUUUAAUGAUUUCUUACUUUUACAUUAAGAGUUAUAACUGCGAUUCAAUAAGCGAGAAAAAAAACAGUGGAUGUAUGGCAAGAAUAAACUGGAAUCAAAGGAAGAGUAGAAAAUCACAUGCGUAAAUAAAUCAAAUCAUCAGAAACCUUU